AUCUGCCCCGGGUAGCCGGGCGCCUGCUAUCAAUUUUGCUCUUCGCUGGGCCCCGCAGAGGGAAGCUUUCCUGCAUCCGUCACGUGCAGCGCGCGUCCAGCCAAUGGCGCCGUCAGCGUCGGAGCUGGCCCUGCCAUUCCAUCAUCGGGCUUCGCCGACAGCCAGCUCCUCCAAUGCUUCGAGAGCUCCCAGCGCCAUCACUCUCGACUCCACAGAUCGAAUCGAGAAAAGCAAUAUCGCCGCAUCUCGGCCACCACCGUUCAAUGAUGAUCCGAUAAGGCCCCGCCACGAAAAUAUAUCUAUCAGUCACCGCUGCCCUCACUUAUCAUCCACCAGCACCCGCCUCCAGUCCUCACCCCUCAGCCCUCGUUGACACAGCAGCACUGACCAGCUUCCCACUCUUCCACCACAGCUUCAUUUCUUACAUCUGACACCUUGGUCCUCUUUCAAAAGCUCAAUUCAUCAUGUCUCAGCUCAGCUACGCCCGCUACGGCAAGGACAAUAUCCGCCUGUACAAGGUCGAUAAGAACGACCGGACCGGAGUCCACACCGUCACUGAACAGACCGUCUGCUCUCUGCUCGAGGGAGACAUUGAGACCUCCUACACCAAGGCAGACAACUCCGUCGUCGUUGCGACUGACACCCAGAAGCAAACCACCUACAUCCUUGCCAAGCAGAACCCCAUCAGCACUCCAGAGCACUUCGCCGCCAUCCUCGGCAACCACUACAUCGAGACCUACCCGCACAUCCACGCCGCUCACAUCAAGAUUAUCCAGCACCGAUGGACCCGCAUGAACAUCGACGGCAAGCCGCACCCACACUCCUUCUUCCGCGACGGCGAGGAGAUUCGAGUCGUUGAGGCUGUAGCCAGAGAGGGCGAGGGCAUCACCAUUCGCUCCAAAAUUGAGAAGCUGCUGGUGCUCAAGAGCACUGGAUCUGCCUUCUACGGCUUCCACCGCGACGAGUACACCCAGCUUCCUGAGACCUGGGACCGCAUUCUCAGUACUGAAGUUGAAGCCGGCUGGAAGUGGAAGCUCUUCAAGAACGUUGCGGAAGUUAAGGCCGUUGACUUUGACGCCGCCUGGCAGAAGGCACGCGACAUCACUCUCAAGACCUUCGCCACGGACGACAGCGCCAGCGUGCAGGCGACCAUGUACAAGAUGUGUGACCAGAUCCUCGCGGCUGUUCCGCUAGUCGAGGUUGUCGACUAUGCUCUCCCCAACAAGCACUACUUCGAAAUCGAUCUCAGCUGGCACAAGGGGCUCAAGAACACUGGCAAGGAUGCGACUGUGUUCGCUCCCCAGUCCAACCCUAACGGUCUCAUCCAGUGCACCGUCACCCGCAAGCCCAAGUCAAAGUUGUAAAAUAUUCACUUCAUCAAUCACGACUAAUGACUUGUACGAUAUGGCUGGCCAUGUAGCGAUCGUUUCUGAGAUCUUUUGUACAUAGCAUCUGUCAUUUAAUCUGGGGG
Molecule: messenger RNA, 1471 nt
Organism: Trematosphaeria pertusa
Lineage: Eukaryota; Fungi; Ascomycota; Dothideomycetes; Pleosporales; Trematosphaeriaceae
Product: uricase
Exons: 3
Coding region: 465-1364 (299 amino acids)
Biological process (GO): urate catabolic process; purine nucleobase catabolic process
Cellular component (GO): peroxisome
Molecular function (GO): urate oxidase activity
Source: RefSeq, a predicted model, not a curated record